Messenger RNA from Cladophialophora immunda, 3691 nucleotides. RefSeq lists its product as uncharacterized. The transcript has a single exon. The record is from RefSeq and is a predicted model, not a curated record. Lineage: Eukaryota; Fungi; Ascomycota; Eurotiomycetes; Chaetothyriales; Herpotrichiellaceae. The coding region runs from base 303 to 3434 and encodes 1043 amino acids. Gene Ontology annotation, molecular function: protein binding.
ACGCAAAUGCGCGCAUGAACUCCUCAACAACCCCAACCUUGCUCGCCUGCCCCACGAACACAAGCGACUGCACGGCCAGCCUCCCGAUGGCCCAGUCUCCAUCCAAAUCCUGCUGAGCAUUUCAAAUAUACCAGCCUCGACCCUCCCCUCCUCCUUUUGUGUAUCCGAGCGCAACCGGGUGAACCUCAAUCUUGACCUCGACAGUGGGAGACUUCGGAAGGCUGCAGAUGGGUUUGUCUGCCAGUCCAGAUGACAAUUCAGACUUGACGCCGACGAUGACCUGACCUCCGACCGCGCGAAACAUGCUACCUUUACUACUACCGCUCCUGUCUUGCUACGUGGGUAUUUUCAGUUUGGUCGCACCCGCAGUUGCGCAACAACAUUUGCCCUACAAUCCCACCCGGGUCGUUCUGGCACAAGAUGGCUCCGUCGCGUACAUCUUGUCUCCGCAACCCUCAUCGUCGCAGUUUUCUCUAUCUUUCCUCAAUACCUCGAACAGUAUCAACUCAGCCUCUCCGGGAACGCGACUGUUCGAUACCUUACCCUUUCUAUCGAAUACAGCCUACGAGGCAUUCGUGGCCCUUCCGGACGAUGAGGGCAUAACCGCGCUAGCUGGGGACUGCAAGGAUUCUGCAAGAGAUCUAGAACUAUGGAGAUAUACCUUCAGCGGCGACCCCAGGAACGGGACGUGGACUUCUUUGACGGUCACUACAACCGAUGGGACGUUAAGCCCUCAAUAUCUCUCUGCUGGGUUCACAUUCUCUCCGACUGCGGCCGCUCACGAUGUCUCGUUAUACAUUUUUGGCGGAAUGUGUCCCGAUGACGAUUCGUCGAAUGCAAUGGACUGGAUAUCGGAUGCCACCUACUCGAACACAAUGCUUACAAUCGCUCCCGAAUCUGCGGCCGGCGAAAACGCACCUUAUCAGUUGUCAUUGACGGGAUCCAGAGCUCCGCCGGUCGCUGAAGCGGGUCUGACCAUAACGCCUCUGACACCCAGCUUUUCCAAUGUUUCAGGCGCAGGCCUUUCUCAACAGCAGAAUUUUGUUCUUGUGGGGGGCCAUACCGAGAAUGCCUUCAUCAACAUGUCUCAGCUCGCCAUAUUUUCACUACCUCAAGAAUCCUGGGCGUUCGUGGAAGCGUCGCAAGCAGACACAGUUGAGCCACGGUCUGGCCACACAGCAAUCCUGACUGAGGAUGGCUCAAAGCUGGUGGUGCUUGGCGGAUGGGUAGGAGAUACAGAUACGCCGGCACAACCCCAGUUGGUGGUCCUUGAGCUCGGUCAGGGCUAUGGAGGGCAAGGGCAGUGGGCGUGGAGCAUUCCUACCUCUUCCUCUUCCCCGUUUGCUUCCGGCAAAGGCAUAUUUGGACAUGGAGUAGCCAUGCUACCCGGUGGUGUUAUGAUGGUCUCUGGAGGGUAUCCGAUCGGCUCAUCUACAUCAAAGAGCAGGCGGAACCUGGUGGACAAUAUGCUGUUCUUGAAUACGACAACAUUCGAAUGGAUCACUACUUACAGCAAUCCAACCCCUGCGGGCCCAUCACCCGGCUCGGCAAGUGUCCAAUCGUCGGCAUCCGGGCUUAAAACUUCGGAGAAGGCAGGCCUGGGCGUAGGUCUAGGCCUAGGACUCGCAGCACUUGCGGUGGUGGUGAUUGUUUGGCUCAUAUAUUCCAGAAGACUGAGAGCCAGACGCGCGUUGCGUGAGAAGGAACUCCGCGAACUGGCUUUGGGAGCCGAACGUAUUCACUCACCUGUUCCGUCAGACGAGGACCCUCAGAGAUAUCCAACGGUGCGGAGCGCAAGCUGGGCUGCAACUCUCGAGCGCAAGAUUGAGAGCUCGGGCAAUCCAUAUCCUUGGGCGCCUCUGUCCGGACCAGAGCACCAGAGUCAGCGCAUGCAGGCCUCAGAGAAUGGCGAGAGCAACAGCUCUCGUUAUGCUGAGCGCACCGGAGUCCAGAUGGAGAUCCCAAGCCCCACUAGAGGAUUGAGAAAGAAUCUGAACACUAGAGGCCCCAUGAUGUAUCACCCUUUCAAUCAGCACCCGCCAACCGGACCAGGAGCGGUCUUCCGCAUCGAGGAAGAGGAUGAGGGUAGUCAAACCGGCUCCGUCGCGCGGACAAAGACUCCCAGGGCCACAGACGACAUAAGAUCAGCCCCAAGUGAUCCGUUCAAAGACCCCCCGCCCAUUAUGGAUGGUACUCGGCAGGACAGUGCCGCAGCAGAGCGCAAGAAGGAGGUGGAAGGCUGGGUUGAGGAUUGGCAGUCAGUAGCCGAGACCAUGAGCUUGUCCAGGAGCACAAGUCAGGCGCAUAGCAGAACGUACUCAAACCUUUCGCAAUUCCGCAACCAGCCAGCCAUUGGGGAAGCAGCCGGACGCGGCUCACCCGAGAAGUCGGACAGGACUGGAAGCAAUCUCUCUGAAAAGAGUAUGGUGAGCACCUCUUCUUACGGGAAAUCCUUGGCUAGUACGCUAUCUCGCAAUGUUUCUCAAAGGAGCGCCAGUGCAGGAUAUGGGCUCUUCGCGGGGGCCGCAGCAGCCAUGGGCCGGUUUGGCUAUGGGAGGCAGGGCAAUCUUGAACAAGGCAAUGGCGCUGGUCUCACACGUGCCCCGUCAAACCGCAGUGUCUCGCUCAACAUUGAUACUACUCGACCGACAAGUUCGAGGGAUGGCCCCGAAACGUUCUCAUCGGCUCGAAGCAGAUGGGGGGCAGCUGUGGCGGGAGAAGAUCAAGCACUGCUCAACCGGAACUACCAAAGACAACAGGAUGACGAGCGUGACUAUCGAACGCUCCCCGACAGUCCAAGCAAAGAGAAGUACUCACGUGCAGGCAGCCUUACUGGCUCCAGCCGACGAGCGUUGAAUCUUCUAGGAAGCGUUAGGCGGGUUUUCACAGGAACUGGAAGUGUUGAUGUCCAAGAUCGAGUUGCCGCCUUCGAAGCCCACAGCAAUCAAUCAAGCCCGACGAAACACUCUGGGCAACCCGAAAUGACAGAGACGACGCCGAAGAGAACUCUUAGUGUUGGAACGUCGUCUUUCUGGCGUAGCAAACAGGGCGCCAAAGACUGGGAUGAUGACAUGGCAGGCCCGAGCAAUGCCGCCCCAUCCUCAACGCUCCGCAGAAAACCAGUGCCUGGAACGAUAUCGAGCGACGACCACGACAAUCUGGAAGAUGACGAGGACUGGGACGUGGAGACAGCUGUGCAGAAACGUGUCGUUCAAGUCAUGUUCACUGUUCCCAAGGAGAAGUUGCGGGUGGUCAAUGCCGAUGUUCUGAGUCUGCUGAGCAGUAACCGAAGCGAAAUUGACCAAGACGAAGAUAAGGAGAGAGAGCAUAUGAAGAGGAUGAGCAGCGUGAGGGAAGGAGACGAGGACAGCGGUCAUGACCAACGCCUUGAUGAUGAUACAAUGAAAGGCAAAGGAAAGGGGCGAGCACCUUGAAACGAGAUGCUCGUCGCAAAUGGAAAAUCUAUGGACUAUGGACGAUACUUGGGAUGGCAUAUAUUGUGUGUAUACCUCCACAUUGUUGGAUGGGAUAUGGUGUGGUUUUUGAGCGGGCGGUUUAUUUGACCUGGAUCUGGUGUCAUGUCAUUCGUUGAUGAACUUUAGAAGCCAGCGAAUGUGUUUUAUUAGGAUUCGUCUUUAGGGAGGCCACAGUACAAAUCUGAACGAACUCGAACCGUAUGACGAGAGAGAGC